GUGCGUUGCUCUGCGACGGCGUUUGACUGAUGUAGGGGAUGACCAGGGUAAGGUGGCAGGGCCCAUGCAGCAGCCCCAGUCCCAGCAUCGUGACCGGAGCCUGGGCUCGGCCAUCAAGGACUGCCCCUACUGUGGCAAGACCUUCCGCACCUCCCACCACCUCAAGGUCCACCUGAGGAUACACACAGGAGAAAAGCCGUACAGAUGCCCUCACUGCGACUACGCCGGGACACAGUCUGCCUCUCUGAAGUACCACCUAGAACGCCAUCACCGCGAACGGCAGAAUGGUGCCGGGGGCGUGGCCUCCUCCGGUCACGGCCCCAACUCUGAGCACAAGGAUGAUCAUGGGAAGGGCAGCGGUGGCGUCUUCGCCCGGCCUGAUGUCCUGCGCGGAGUCUUCAAGGGCAUGCCGUCCAACCUGGACUUCCGGGGCGCCCCACUCCUGCCGCAUCAGUGGGCCGCGCCAGGCAUGAUGUCACCGAGAGACCGCGAGAGAGACCGCGAGAGAGACCGCGAAAGAGAGAGGGAUCGCGACCGCCACGACGCGUCCUCCUCUGAGAGCAUGAAAGGCACCGACGGCCCCUCCUCCUCCAUCGUCAGCGACAGCCCUGCCAGCUUCUCCGACCUGGGCCGGGCCUACCAGAGCAUGAUGGGAAAUGGAGUCCACUUCCAGGGCUCCCUGCAGGCCUUCAUGGACAGCUUUGUGCUGAGCUCCCUGAAGAAGGACAAGGAGAGCCAACAGCAGCAGCUCCGCUCCCAGCACUACUAUGACAACGGAGAGCCCAAGGCCAAACGCCCGGACCCGGGAGACGAGCGGGCCGAGGCCAAGCCCUCGGAGCGACCCAAACCCGGGUCCCAGUACGAGCCCCUUGACCUGUCGGUGUCGGUCCGGCCCGACCAGGCUUCACUCCCUGGGUCUUCUGUCACCAUCCAGGACAACGUGGCCUGGCACAGCUGUCUGUUCUGCUCCUUCUCCACAGCCUCCAUGGAGCUGAUGGCUCUCCACCUGCAGGCCAACCAUCUGGCCCGGCCGCAGCGCGCCGAGGCAGGCAAGGAGCUUCACGGAGACGCCUCCAACCACCCCCUGUCCACCUCCACCCCCAAGGCCCCAACCCUGAACCCAGGCCUGCUCCACGACAGAGAGGGUGACGAGAAGAGCUGGAGAAACCACAUGGAUUCACACCCUGGCCUGGGUAGCUACCAGAGCGACUUUUACCGGCAGUAUGGAGGCAUGUAUGAUGGCGCCUCCAGGGCACAGGGGUAUGGAGCUCCAGGGGUAUCCGUCCCAGGGAUAGACCUGCCCAGCCAGGCCCCAGGAGGAGGGGGUAUGGCUGGGGAUGAGGCCUCUGACAGGGCCUCCUGCGAAGAGGCCGAAGACCAGGGCCAGUCCGAUGAAGAUGAAGGAGGAAGGGGGGCCGAACGCAACAUCACCCCCCUCUCCGCCACGCCCAAGAGACAGCACUCCGACGACGAGGAGGACCACGAGAUGGAGGAAGAGGACGGCGGGGAGGAUGGAAGGAUGGAGAUGGAAAGAGAAGAUGACGACCUGGCCAGCGAUCGAAUGCCCAAGCAGAACCAGAACCAGACAGAGUCACCUCCCCCACGAGACGCCCUGAGGUCAGGAGCUGGCUCCUCCUGUCUGAGCCCCCAGGGCCCCUUCCUUCCCCAUGCCCAGAACCAGCCUCCAUCCCUGGAGAAGCAGUGGCAGCAGGGCCUGGGCCUGCUCUCCUCUGGGGGAGCCCCCCCUGGGCUGCUGAAGCCCGAGCAGGCCCAUCUUGAGCAGCAGAUGAACAUGCUGUCUGUCCUGAGGGCCUACAGUUCCGACAACCUCGCAGCCUUCAACGGCCUGGGGAGCAGCUCCAACACGGCCGGGGGAGGCGCCGGUGCCAUGAAGAGGCCCGAUGCACCCGGUCAUGGUGGGGGCCAGAAGCCUUUCCAGUGCAGGUACUGCCCCUACGGUGCCUCUCAGAAGGGCAACCUGAAGACCCACGUUCUCUGUGUCCAUCGCAUGCCCUUUGACAACAGCCAGUACCCCGACCGGCGCUUCAAACGUUCCCGUGUCGAUGCGGACCCCUCCGGACCCUCGGAGGAUGGCCUUGGGACCAGUACUGCUACAAAACAUCAUACAUCUUACAGAAGCAUGACCUCACUCGGGGACUUCAUCUCCGUGGAGACCACACGUAACCAUGAGUGACAACACCAAGGUGUACUGUAGCUUUCUACAGAGUACUUCCUCGGAGAUGCCCAUUGGCCAAUCAGCAACGGCAGUGCACAUUCCUAGGAAGCACUACAUCAUUGUUACUUUAACAACUCUUAGCCAACAUACACACAUAUCAGUGUAAUGUAUACUCUGGACGUUCCAUUACAAUGAUUCCUAUAAGCUAGUUUCGACCAUAGGGAAAAACAAUGGACCUGGAGUUGUGUUUUAGGGAACACCUCCAAUGCCCAUUAUGCAAUGUAGAUACACAAUCCUCAAUCUUCGCAUUAUGAAGACAUUUAAACGAUAAUUAAGCAUAUGAUGAUCUACAUUUAUUAAGUUAGGGUUAAGGAAGUCUGCUGAGAUAAGAACUGUGAAUGCAUUCUAACUGAGACCAGGACAGCUAAGCAGGAUUUUAUAAAUAUUAACUAAGUGCAGCAUGAACUUAUAAGUAUUGUAGCCGGUGGAGAGUACUGGAGAAGACUAAGAGAUUAAAAGAUCGAAAAUCAUUCAAGUGACUUUCCCCCCACAAAAUAAUGCUUUUAUAAGAAAAAUGAUCCUUAGGAACGAUUUAGCGACAGUUGGAGUAAGAUGGAGGAGGGCUGUUGAACGCACCCCUCAGAACAUGACACCGCCGACUGCCAUUUGCCCAGGGCGAGUGAUGAGUAUGGAGGAGAGGAAAGGAGUACGGUGUGUGUGUGUGUGUAG
This is a messenger RNA of Hypomesus transpacificus, 2905 nucleotides long. RefSeq names its product zinc finger protein 536-like. The transcript is spliced from 4 exons. Gene Ontology annotation, biological process: regulation of DNA-templated transcription. Gene Ontology annotation, cellular component: nucleus. NCBI's taxonomy places the organism in Eukaryota, Metazoa, Chordata, Actinopteri, Osmeriformes, Osmeridae. Bases 65 to 2194 code for a protein of 709 amino acids. The record is from RefSeq and is a predicted model, not a curated record. Gene Ontology annotation, molecular function: DNA-binding transcription factor activity, RNA polymerase II-specific; RNA polymerase II cis-regulatory region sequence-specific DNA binding.